Molecule: messenger RNA, 357 nt
Organism: Apaloderma vittatum (bar-tailed trogon)
Lineage: Eukaryota; Metazoa; Chordata; Aves; Trogoniformes; Trogonidae
Product: E3 ubiquitin-protein ligase TRIM63-like
Exons: 3
Source: RefSeq, a predicted model, not a curated record
ACUGAGCUGAACAACUGCAUCUCCAUGCUGGUGGCGGGGAACGACCGGAUCCAGACCAUCAUCUCCCAGCUGGAGGACUCGUGCCGGAGAACUGAGGAGAACAGCGAGGCGGCCAAGCGGGAGCUGUGCGCUCGCUUCGACGUCUUCGCAGCGCUGCUGGAGGAGAAGAAGUCGGAGCUGCUGCAGCGCAUCACCCGCGAGCAGGGCGACAAGACGGGCUUCAUCCAGGGCCUAGCCUGCCAGUACAAGGAGCAGCUGGAGAAGUCAAGCCGGCUGGUGGAGACGGCCAUCCAGGCCAUGGAGGAGACCGGAGGGGCCUCCUUCCUCAUGAGUGCCAAGCAGCUCAUUAACACGUAA